Molecule: messenger RNA, 1313 nt
Organism: Xenopus tropicalis (tropical clawed frog)
Lineage: Eukaryota; Metazoa; Chordata; Amphibia; Anura; Pipidae
Gene: slc25a26
Product: solute carrier family 25 (S-adenosylmethionine carrier), member 26
Biological process (GO): amino acid transmembrane transport; purine nucleoside transmembrane transport; transmembrane transport
Cellular component (GO): mitochondrial inner membrane; mitochondrion; membrane
Source: RefSeq, marked provisional
GGCUGAAUCCAGUGUCACUACUAACUGGUGACUUUGUAGCAGUGGAGAGAGCAUGCUGGGGUAGCGUUACGGGGCACUUGGAGGGGGGGAUGCGGCACUAAAAUUCGGACUAUGGAGAGAAGGGAAUUCUGUGCCUCCCUGCUGGCCGGCGGCACGGCGGGAAUGUGCGUGGAUCUCAUUUUAUUUCCGCUCGACACCAUCAAGACCAGGCUGCAGAGCCCACUUGGGUUUUCCAAAUCCGGCGGAUUCCGGGGUAUAUACGCCGGAGUCCCUUCGACCGCUGUAGGGUCAUUUCCAAAUGCUGCCGCCUUCUUCGUCACCUACGAAUCUGCCAAACAGUUGCUUCACUCCGACUCCUCUUACCUGUCCCCCAUCAUUCACAUGGCGGCUGCCUCCCUAGGGGAAGUGGUGGCGUGUCUGAUACGUGUUCCCUCUGAAGUCAUAAAGCAAAGGGCGCAAGUGAGUCCGUCCUCCACCACCUAUCAGAUGUUAUCCGCCACGCUACGGCAGGAGGGCAUAAAGGGACUGUACCGAGGGUAUAAGAGCACCGUGCUGAGAGAGAUCCCAUUCUCUUUGGUGCAGUUUCCACUGUGGGAGUCUUUAAAGGAUCUCUGGUCGUGGAAGCAAGGCCGCGCGGUUGAUUCUUGGCAGUCGGCAGUGUGUGGAGCUUUUGCAGGUGGCUUUGCAGCUGCGCUCACCACUCCUCUGGACGUAGCGAAAACACGAAUCAUGUUGGCGAAGGCCGGUUCUGUCGCAAGUGGAAAUGUUCUAGCACUACCAUAGAUUUGGAGGCACAUCAUGCGGUUAUUUGCCGGAGUUAUUCCCAGAAUGACAGCAAUCAGUCUCGGUGGAUUCAUUUUCCUCGGAGCCUACGACAAAGUCCGGACGUUGAUGCUACGAGAGCAGUGAAGGGAAUUCCCUGGACACUCAGUAACUUUAGUCGGAGCCCCCGUGGCCCCCAGAGACCCCCCAACACUGGGAUAUUGCAGCACAAAGUGUAGUUUCAUAUGGGGGAAAUGUCGGCGCUGGAAACAACUCCCCGCGGGUCAAAAGAGACGGGAAACCGACUGCGUUUGUACAAAAUGGCGACGUCCGAACCCCACGGAUAAACAGAGACAUCAGAGACAAUUUAUUUCUCUACAUUUUUUAUUUUUUUAACCAGAACCUCGGGUUCUUCCACAAAAUGUUGUGCUGUUAUAACAAACGUUUAGUAAAGACACAAUCAAUGCCAUUUGUUAGAAACUUCAGUAUUUUGCAGGUUUGGUUCCUCCCAAUGUACAACUUUGUAUCAAUAAAUAACUUUGUACACAAAA